Molecule: messenger RNA, 2366 nt
Organism: Urocitellus parryii (Arctic ground squirrel)
Lineage: Eukaryota; Metazoa; Chordata; Mammalia; Rodentia; Sciuridae
Gene: Aifm3
Product: AIF family member 3
Biological process (GO): execution phase of apoptosis
Cellular component (GO): mitochondrion; cytoplasm
Molecular function (GO): oxidoreductase activity, acting on NAD(P)H; 2 iron, 2 sulfur cluster binding
Source: RefSeq, a predicted model, not a curated record
GCCCCGCCCCCGCCCGCUCUCCCCCCGGCGGCCGCGGCCCCAUCGGUUCCAGAGCCCAGGCCAGCGCAGAGCCCAGGUCCUAGAGGCAGUUCCAGCUGGCAUGGCAACUCCAGCAUCUCUAAGAGCAGCAGGAGACCCAGCCCCAUGGGGGUCGCCCUAGACCUCCAACAGACCAACCAUCUGUGGCCCUGCCUGCCUGCUGAUCCUCAGGUCACUCACCAUGGGUGGCUGCUUCUCCAAGCCCAAGCCAGUGGAACUCAAGAUUGAGGUGGUGCUGCCUGAGAAGGAGCGGAGCAAGGAGGAACUGUCGGCUAGCGGAAAGGGCAGCCCCCGGGCCUACCAGGGCAAUGGCACAGCCCGUCACUUCCACACUGAGGAGCGCCUGCCAGCUCCCCACCCCUACCCUGGCCCUCAGGACUGCGUGGAGGCUGCCGUCUGCCAUGUCAAGGACCUGGAGAAUGGCCAGAUGCGGGAAGUGGAGCUGGGCUGGGGGAAGGUGUUGCUGGUGAAAGACAACGGAGAAUUCCAUGCCUUGGGCCACAAGUGCCCACACUACGGCGCACCCCUGGUGAAAGGAGUGUUAUCCCGUGGCCGGGUGCGCUGCCCCUGGCAUGGUGCCUGCUUCAACAUCAGCACUGGGGACCUAGAGGACUUCCCAGGCCUGGAUAGUCUGCACAAGUUCCAGGUGAAGAUUGAGAAGGAGAAGGUGUAUGUCCGGGCCAGCAAGCAGGCCCUGCAGCUGCAGCGAAGGACCAAGGUGAUGGCCAAGUGUAUCUCUCCAAGUGCUGGGCACAGUGGCAGCACCAAUGUGCUCAUUGUGGGUGCAGGUGCUGCUGGCCUGGUGUGUGCAGAGACACUGCGGCAGGAGGGCUUCUCGGACCGGAUUGUCCUGUGUACGCUGGACCGGCAUCUCCCUUAUGACCGGCCAAAACUCAGUAAGUCCCUGGAUGCACAACCUGAACAGCUGGCCCUGAGGCCCAAGGAGUUCUUCCGUGCCUAUGGCAUCGAGGUGCUCACUGAGGCUCAGGUGGUCACAGUGGAUGUGAGAAACAAGAAGGUCGUGUUCAAGGACGGCUUCAAGCUGGAGUAUAGCAAGCUGUUGUUGGCGCCAGGGAGCAGCCCUAAGACCCUGAGCUGCAAAGGCAAAGAGGUAGAGAACGUGUUCACUAUCCGGACGCCUGAGGAUGCCAAUCGUGUGGUGAGGCUGGCCCGGGGCCGCAAUGCAAUUGUCGUAGGAGCUGGUUUUUUGGGUAUGGAGGUGGCUGCCUAUCUAACUGAGAAGGCCCAUUCUGUAUCUGUGGUGGAGCUUGAGGAAACACCCUUCAGGAGGUUCCUGGGGGAGCGCGUUGGCCGUGCACUCAUGAAGAUGUUUGAGAACAAUGGGGUGAAGUUCUAUAUGCAGACAGAGGUGUUGGAGCUGCGGGCCCAGGAGGGAAAGCUGAAGGAGGUUGUACUGAAGAGCAGCAAGGUCAUUCGGGCUGAUGUCUGCGUGGUGGGCAUUGGUGCGGUGCCUGCCACGGGUUUCCUGAGGCAAAGUGGCAUUGGUCUGGAUUCCCGAGGCUUCAUCCCUGUCAACAAGAUGAUGCAGACCAAUGUCCCAGGUGUGUUUGCAGCUGGUGAUGCUGUCACCUUUCCUCUUGUCUGGAGGAACAAUCGGAAAGUGAACAUCCCACACUGGCAAAUGGCUCAUGCCCAGGGGCGGGUGGCAGCCCAGAACAUGCUGGCUCAGGAGGCGGAGAUCAGCACGGUGCCCUACCUAUGGACUGCCAUGUUCGGCAAGAGUCUGCGUUAUACGGGCUACGGAGAAGGCUUUGACGACGUCAUCAUCCAAGGGGAUCUAGAAGAGCUGAAGUUUGUGGCUUUUUAUACCAAAGGUGAUGAGGUGAUCGCUGUGGCCAGCAUGAACUAUGAUCCCAUCGUAUCCAAGGUGGCUGAGGUGCUGGGCUCUGGUCGUGCCAUCCGGAAGCGGGAGGUGGAGCUGUUCAUGCUGCACAGCAAGACUGGCGACAUGUCUUGGCUCACAGGGAAAGGAUCCUGAGUUCGAGUGUGACUUGGGCAGGCAUGCUGGGGUACAAGGAACAAAGGCCAAGCCUUGGGGGCAGGUGCCAAUCUUCAGUUUCCCAGCAUCCCGCAGGGCAGAAUUUGAGCCCUCCCAAUGCUUGCCUUUGGCUGCCUGGAUCCCUUCCAGGACGGCCUCUGCUGCCUCCAGAAGAUGCUCACCCAUCAGGGCCUCAGCUGCCACUGACAUCUGGCACUGGAGGUGGGACAGGCCAUGUCUCUUUUCCCUCUGUUGGGACUGGUCCCCUGGAGGACCCUGCAACAUGUUAGACAUUAUCUUAAAAUUAAAAUGCACACAUUUGCAGAUC